GCAUUGUGACAGACUCGAUACAACAACUGUUAUCGUUAGCUUCAGGCUGUCAGUCAGCCGUAACACCUUCUUCUGCCAUGAAGCUAUGCGUGAUUUGAAUUGAAUGCUUUUAAUGGAAUCAUGAGUCGAACACAAAUACAAGAAGUAUAUAUCUCGGACUGUUUACUGGCUUCAGUGAAUUCGUCACUUGUUAACGAGGGCCCUGUAAAAGCUGCAUUAGCUUGUUAGCUUCGUCAAGCUAACGUAACGUUACCCAAAGCUACGUGGCUAGCUGCCUCGUCUCCCAUCACCCUUUCACUGUUUCUGCUGUGAUGGAUGAGGACUUUUUACUCGCCAUACGGCUGCAAGAGCAGUUUGACAACGAAUACGAAACGUCGUCGUAUUCAUCAAACAGCGUUGAGGACAAUAGCUUCGGACACCGUAGUAAGAAACGGAAAGUGGAGGUAGCUGGAGGUGGCAGAGAUGUUGUUCCCUACUGGAAGCCGACUGCCCAGCCCGAGAGGCCGCUGUCCAUCGUGGACGCGUCCUGGGAGACGCUGGACCCCAAUCCCGACGUCAGAGCCAUGUUCCUGGAGUUCAACGAUGUCUUCUUUUGGGGGAAACUCUACGGUGUCGAGGUUAAGUGGAGCCCAAGGAUGACACUGUGUGCUGGUGUGUGCUCCUAUGAGGGCCGAGGGGGUCUCUGUUCAAUCAGACUCAGCGAGCCCCUGCUGAAGCUUAGACCAAGAAAAGACCUGGUGGAGACCCUCCUUCAUGAAAUGAUCCACGCGCUCCUGUUCGUGACACAGAACAACAGAGACCGAGACGGUCACGGCCCUGAGUUCUGCAAGCACAUGGACCGGAUCAACGAUGCCAGCGGGACGAAGAUCUCUAUCUACCACAGUUUCCACGACGAGGUCGAUGUGUACCGGCAACACUGGUGGAAGUGCGACGGGCCCUGCCAAAACCGUAAGCCCUAUUUUGGGUUCGUGAAGAGAGCCAUGAACCGGGCUCCAUCUGCUCAGGACCCCUGGUGGGAGGACCACAGGAGGAAGUGCGGCGGUACCUACAACAAGGUCAAGGAGCCUGAAGGAUAUGGAAAAAAAGGCAAGAAGGAUGAAAAAAAGGAUGUGAAGACCUCAGAGAAAAAGGCCUCCGGGAAAGAAAAGCCUUCAAGUAUAACCGCAGGCUCUGCGUCACAGGACAUAAGGAACAUUAUCCCAUUUACCGGCAAAGGCUUCCUUCUUGGAGGACAGUCCCAGUCGUCCAUGUCUUCCUCCCCAUCUCCCACAGCGGCACUACCUUCCUCUCCAAAGAAACUCUUCACCCCUUCGUCCCCGGCUAGAAGCCUCGAUUCUCCUGCCCGCUUCAGGCCAAACAACAACGGACACUCUAGCGCCUUUACCUCCAUCAGACCAGCUACCUCCACAGGGAAGAAGCCGCCUGUCAAGAGGUCUGUCGGUAACACAAGAGCUUUUGUCAGCAUCAACGGCUCGCCGGUCAAAAUCCCCAAACCACAUGGCGGCGGCCGUAGCCAAGAAUCGUAUCAAAUUAAACAGAAGUCCAUUGAGGACCUCUUCAGCAUCAAGUGCAUCCAGAGGUCAGCAAAUCAAUCCUCCACCUCAAACCCGGAAGCUGAGAGAGAUUCUUUGACUUUAGCGAACAGGGCAACGAAUGCGUCAGCUUCCUCUCCCACAGCCUCUAAGCCUAGCGAGACUAGAUCCAGCCAUUCGGGAUUUUCCACAAAAACCCAAGGUAGCCCUGCUAUCCCAACGCACUCCAGGUAUUUUAGUCCUUCUAAUAGCGACGGCACAUCAGGUGCUUCUUCCACAGGUCUGGCGUCGAGGAAGAGGCCAUGGGACGACCUCAGAAGCCCGUCGAGCAUCGCCGACUUCUUCCAGAAGACGUCGCUUAGCGAUUCGGCAGCACCGAGGGAGCCGAUGAAGACCAAGUCGCCCGCGAUGCAGCAAAGAACUGCCACUGCCUCCUCGUCCUCAUCUACCGCCUCUCUCCACUCCUCUGCAGGGCUGCUUAGUUUUAACCCCUCCUCUUCCUCUUCCUCGUCUUCUUCCUCUGCAUUGACGGUCAGCUGUCCGGUGUGCCAGGCGAAGGUACAGGAGUCGAAGAUCAACCAGCAUCUUGACUCCUGCCUCUCCUGAUCAAAGAGGAGUGGAGCGAGUCGGUGAAGGAGGUGCUGCAGAAAAACAAACGUUAGAAGGUUUUAUAGUUAAGUUUUAGUGUUCCGUUGGAGUUGGACAGUUUUUUACUUCCAGGCCGGAUUGUUUUCUCUGCGGUUAUCUCUCUCUCAGCCCUGUUUUACACGUUGUGCCUUAGUUUUUUUAUUGCAGACAAUAUCAAAGAGAUUUGAAUCAAUGACAAAUGCAAAACUUAACAUUCCAGUAAAUUCGGUCCGAUGAUGAGUAAUAGUUUUAACAUCAUAAACUGCGUGUUUUAACCGUGUUGUAUAUUUAAUGAAGGACAUUUUCAUAGUGGUCUUCCUGAGAGUUCAUUUAUUCGGCAUAAUGUGAAAACAGACCAAUUCUGGUUCAAAUCUGUGCGUGUUUGCAGAACGGUUAUCUUUGCCUCCUCUGGGGCAAAUGUGUUCUUAUUGUCUGAUGCAUCCACCAACAAAUCUAAAUCUGCUGCCCUUCGGACUGCAGGAGAUGCUGACUGACCGCUGCUGAUCUCUGGGAAUCAGAUUUCAUGCUCGCCAGCUAUUUGUUUCUGCACUACAUCACAUUUUCACUGCAGGGUCAGGCAGUUCAGUGGGAUCUGAUUGUGUUCGGUCCUUCGGUAGUACUGAUAUACUGCUACACGUUUUUGUUGACUUUUCUAUUUUAAGGGAAAGCAAUAAAGUUCAAAAUGCUACAACAUUUUAGUUAAUUUUAUCUGUAUGUUCCUACUUUUCACUUAUGGUUUUAAGGAAAUAGUUAAAUAUGUUUAAAUUGUUACCAAAUAAAAUAUGUAUACUGUA
Molecule: messenger RNA, 2953 nt
Organism: Gasterosteus aculeatus aculeatus (three-spined stickleback)
Lineage: Eukaryota; Metazoa; Chordata; Actinopteri; Perciformes; Gasterosteidae
Gene: sprtn
Product: SprT-like N-terminal domain
Biological process (GO): DNA repair
Cellular component (GO): nucleus
Molecular function (GO): metalloendopeptidase activity; single-stranded DNA binding; polyubiquitin modification-dependent protein binding
Source: RefSeq, a predicted model, not a curated record